UUCGGUGUCUGGUGGGGCGUUGCAGAUAGUCAGGAAAUUAUUAUUCCUUCGUUUAUUUCUCACGUUCCUUAUUGCAGCUGGAGGGUCCGAGGUGCUUUCUUUACGUCUCCGGUAACUCUUAGCAGGGAUUCCUCGUAGACCUGCAGACACAUCAAUGAAGAAAAAGCCUAGUCCCAUGCUGCGUCCCAGACGGGGCAGGCAGGUCAAUGCCAAUGGUGACUGUGUACCCCCCUCCACCGCCCCAGCAAACUCUGAAACAUUACAGGAAUCAGCCCCACAAAUCAGACACCUGACUAUGUCACAGCACAGUCACAACCUCCUUAAGUUCUUGAAUGAGGACCGGAGCCGGCAGAAGUUCUGCGACGUGUCAGUGUCUGUGGGUGGGAAGACCUACACUGCCCACAAGGCGGUGUUGGCCUACGGGAGCAGCUAUUUCCACGCUGAGUUGUCCAAAAACCCUUCUGCAACAACUCAUGUGACUCUGGAGCACGUGGAGGACUCUGUCUUCCAGCACCUGCUUGGGUUUUUGUACACCGCUGAGUGUGUUGUUGCAGAGACAGAGGUCCCGGCUCUAACUGAAGCGGCCCGAUUCCUGGACAUGAUGGAUAUAUUAAAGCUGUUAUGUAAAGAAGGUGAAGUGCACCCUGUAAGUGUAAUCCAAACCCAGGCUGAGACAAGAGGGUCAUUUAAAGUGGAAACUACCUGCAGUAACUUGUCAGGAGCUGAUACAGAUCUCCAAAGCUCAGCCGAUGUUCAAGGAACCCUGUUCGAUCAUGAAAACUCCAAUCAGGGCCACUUAGCUGAGAGUCACACUGAUUUAGAUCAGGAGGCCUCAACUGAAGAAGAGAGGACGGCAGGUCAGAGGAGUGCUAUCACCCGGAGAUCAGCUCGUAGGAGGAGAACACCCACCAAGUAUAAAAGAGAUGAUGGAGAGUACUGCAGCAGCACUCCGAAAGAGAAACAAAGCCCUGCAUCAUCAAGGCAGCACAACAAAAACAGAGCGGAAGGAAAAGGGGAAGUGGAUGUGACAGCCAAACUGGAUGUGAACAAGGCAUCUAAACCAGUUCAGGGUGAUGAUGUAAUGGAUGUGGACGAGGAGGAGGAAGAAAGAGGAGACGUGAAUGCAGACAUUAUUGCUCAGAAGACAGUUGAUGAGGUUUGUGAGGCAGAGAGGAGCGCAGAUCUGCAGAGCUCAGAUGUACAAAGGACAGAACAGCAGACUGCUGGAGGGGUGGAACUGCAUGCAGCAGCAGCAGGAAGUUCAAACCAGAGUCCAGUGUAUCCUGAAGGCCUGGCUCCAGUCAUAAUCCAGACCUCCAGCAAGAAGACUCUCAAGUGCCCCAAAUGCGACAAGACGUUUGACCGUGCAGGGAAAUACGAGAGCCACACCCGAGUGCACACAGGUGAGAAACCCUUCCAGUGUGACAUCUGUCUUCAGCGCUACUCCACCAAGUCCAACCUGACCGUACACAAGAAGAAGCACGCCAGCGAUGUCCCCUUCCAGAAGAAGGAGCACAAAUGUCCCUUCUGCAACAAACUCCAUGCCAGCAAGAAAACCCUGGCCAAGCACGUCAGGAGGUUUCAUCCAGACCACGUCCAAGAGUUCCUUACCAAGAGGAAGAGGAAGAGUGAAGGCUGGAAAUGCGCUAUCUGUCUGAAGACCUUCACCCGUAAGCCUCAUCUGGAGGAGCACAUGAUUCUGCACAGCCAGGACCGGCCUUUUAAAUGCUCCUUCUGUGAUGAAUACUUCAAAUCCAGGUUUGCGAGACUGAAGCACCAAGAAAAGUUCCACUUAGGUCCCUUUCCAUGUGAGAUCUGUGGUCGUCAGUUUAAUGACACUGGUAACAGAAAGAGGCACAUCGAGUGCACCCAUGGAGGCAAAAGAAAAUGGACCUGCUUUGUUUGUGGGAAAUCAGUAAGGGAAAGGACAACCUUGAAGGAGCACUUGAGGAUCCACAGUGGAGAGAAACCUCACCUCUGUAGUAUUUGUGGCCAAAGUUUCCGUCACGGCAGCUCCUACAGGCUUCACCUGAGAGUCCACCAUGAUGACAAGCGCUAUGAGUGUGAUGUAUGUGGGAAAACCUUCAUACGCCACGAUCACCUGACCAAACAUCAGAAAAUACACUCUGGUGAGAAAGCACACCAGUGUGAGGAAUGUGGCAAGUGCUUCAGGCGCCACGAUCACCUGACAGUCCACUACAGAAGUGUUCAUUUGGGGGAGAAAGUUUGGCAGAAGUAUAAAACUGCUGUACAUCAGUGUGAGGUCUGCAAGAAAGAAUUUAAAGGGAAGUCAAGUCUAGAAAUGCACUUCAGGACUCACUCAGGUGAGAAACCGCACAGAUGUCCUGAGUGUCAUCAGACAUUUCGGAUCAAGAAGACUUUAACAAAGCACAUGGUGAUUCACUCAGACGUCCGUCCUUUUAACUGUCCCCACUGCAGCGCCACCUUUAAAAGAAAAGACAAGCUCAAGUACCAUGUCGACCACGUGCACAGCGCCCGCUUUAACGAGCAGCCUCUCGGCACGCUCGGCGAGAACAAAAUAGUCUCAGUUACUUUUGAGGAAACUUCAAAGACAUACCACACCGAACCGAAGUCGAGCCACCAGAGCAGCCCUGCUGGUGCAAAUGUGUGCGUACCCGUCACUUUAGUUCCUGUCCAGAUGACAGGAGGAGCGCAGGGUGACCUGACUGCUCACAGACCCCCAUCUCACUCCUCGCAGACUCACAGCGUCAUUAGCAUGCAGACUCAAGGACAGCAGCAGAACUCUGGCUAUCAGGCUACAGACAUGGCCUUCUUAGAGAAGUACACCCUCACCCCCCAACCAGGCAACAUUGUCCACCCUGUGAGGCAGGAUCACAUGCUGGACCAUCGAGAGCAGUCCUAUCUAGGAACGCUGCUCGGACUCGAUUCAUCUUCCUCUGUACAGAACAUCUCCAACUCUGAUCACACUCACUGAUGCUGCUCAGCCAACAGAAUCUUAAAGGCACAGUUCAACAGACUUGGCACAGAAAGUGUAGGGAGAGCAAAAGUCCCCUCUGCAGUGUUUGUAUUUCAACAUGGAGGGAACUUACAGACUGCUGUAAAAUCUAAACUUCAGACAAAAAAAUCCACGUGAUUAACUUUUUGCUCUGGAAAUCUGCCCGUCACACCGAUCCUUCACCAAUUUAGAUGCAAGAAGAAAGCAGUCAAUUUAACUAAAACUUAAAAAAAGACAUUUUUGUAUUAAGUUUUAUUUUAGCAUUACUUCAACAAUGUUGAGUCUUGGCAACUUUGAACUUUUGGUGUUACUGAAGUUUCCUAUCAGGUGUUUAUGGUUUCAUAUCGGUUUUUAUUUGCAUGGUCAGUAAUUUUUAAUAAUGACAUGUUUUAACAGACAAAUCGUGAUUUAUUUUGGCAUUUGCUGCUUCAGACUUCUAAGAAUUAACUCUGGUUAGUAUUGUAAA
Archocentrus centrarchus (flier cichlid) is the source of this 3443-nucleotide messenger RNA. RefSeq names its product zinc finger and BTB domain containing 41 (gene zbtb41). The record is from RefSeq and is a predicted model, not a curated record. Bases 155 to 2956 code for a protein of 933 amino acids. NCBI's taxonomy places the organism in Eukaryota, Metazoa, Chordata, Actinopteri, Cichliformes, Cichlidae. The transcript is spliced from 11 exons. Gene Ontology annotation, molecular function: protein binding.